AUGUUACAUGCAAAAUCCACUGCAUUAGAAGUUAUUCAAGCUUUAAAUGCCGAUCUCACAGAUAAAACAGUUUUAAUUACCAGAGGAACUGCAGGGAUUGGACUUGAAACAGCAUGCGCACUAGCUACAAUGCAUGCGCAUGUGAUAAUUACAGGACGUGAUAUGGUUAAAAAAUCAGUUUGUUCAUUUGCUGAAGAAUAUAUAAAAAGAAAUUUAUCAUUACAUAUACUAAUUUGUAAUGCUGGUGUCUUUCCUAGUAUACGUAGAUUAACAAAAGGUGGUUUUGAAUAUAAUUGGGGUAUUACUUAUUUAUCACAUUUUUUACUUGCACAACUUUUAUUACCAGUAUUAAAAAGAAAUCAAUCAUCACGUAUAGUUGUUGUUAGUUCAUUAGCUAAUCAUUGUGCUGGAAUUGAUUUUGAUGAUUGGAAUUAA
Molecule: messenger RNA, 435 nt
Organism: Rotaria sp. Silwood1
Lineage: Eukaryota; Metazoa; Rotifera; Eurotatoria; Philodinida; Philodinidae
Source: the annotation of a GenBank genome assembly